Messenger RNA from Drosophila mojavensis, 1161 nucleotides. RefSeq names its product ankyrin repeat domain-containing protein 39. NCBI's taxonomy places the organism in Eukaryota, Metazoa, Arthropoda, Insecta, Diptera, Drosophilidae. Bases 4 to 552 code for a protein of 182 amino acids. The transcript has 3 exons. The record is from RefSeq and is a predicted model, not a curated record. Gene Ontology annotation, molecular function: protein binding.
AAUAUGGAUCAGCAUAGCGCAGACAAUUGCAAGUGCCACAAGCAUACGCAGCCGGCACAGCAGACGCUCAGCGACAUGGAUUUCGAUCGGGGCAUUUGGAAUGCGGCCAUCUACAACGAAGUGGAUCGUGUGCGAGAGUUCAUCCGGAAGGGUAAGGCGAUGGCGCGCGACGAUUGCGACUACACUGCCCUACACUAUGCAGCACGCAAUGGAAACGAAGAGAUUUGCAAGCUGCUCUUGGAGGAGGGCAAAGCGGAUGUGAAUGCGGUGACAAAGGCGGGUGCCACGCCACUGCAUCGGGCGGCCAUGAUGGGUCAUAUGAACAUUGUAAAGCUGCUGGCAGAGCAGCCGAAGGCGAAUCUUUUGCUGCAGGAUGAGUGCGGGCAGAGCGCGUUGCAUCGCGCCGCAUUGCGCGGCCAGUUGGAGGUGUGUCGCUACCUGUUGCAGCAGCAGCCAGCGCUGAAGCUGCUCAAGGACAAAAAGGAUAAAAUCGCCUUUGAGUAUAUCAUGGAGAAUGCCAACGACGAUUUUAAGCUGCUGCUAAAGCCCUAAGCCCCAAGGCGACCGAAGCCACAAGCCUGAAGAACAAUGUAAUUGGUGGAGUAGUCAACUUUGUAGCUCUAUAUAUAAGUGCCCCAAAUUGUUAUGGUAAUUGUUAUCAUAUCUUUUAUAGGAAUAUAUCUAUCUUUCUAUACAUAUAUAUGUCUAUAUAUAUAAAUAUGACAGUUAGUUCCCUCUUAUAGUGUUUUUUGUAUGUAUGUGGUUUUUUUUUUCCUGUAAAGUGUAAGCACAAAAAAGUUUGACACGAAAGAAAAACUCAAUUCAUAAUUUAUAAUUUUCACAAAUCUAUAUAUAUAUAUACAAAUAUACUAUAUGUAUAUAUAUAUGCAACAAUUGUAACAUUUGAAAGUGUCUAAAAAGUUAAUGUAAAGAGCAAAAAGUGUUUGACCGCAAAUCUGAAUUGCGUGUGUUUCUAUAUAUAGAUGAAUAUAUAUAUUUAUGUGCCUACACACUAAAAGUAAAUACCCUAAACUUUUGCAUACACUACACUAACGGGCGAUAUACAAACAUUACAUACCUACGCUAAAACAUAUUCUAUAUAUUUAUAAAUAUAAAUAACUUAAAUAAAUACUGCAAAUUGCACAAGCUACUCGAUGUUAA